AUGACAUCCAUUAUUGAUUCAAUCGUUGAGUCGGAUGUUUCUGAAGCAAGCGAUGUAUCGGUAGAAAAACCAAAACUGAACCUUCGGGACAUCGUGAAUGCUCCCCCGUCAGAUGUGAAAGAAGCGGAACCGUCAGUACCAGCGAAGAAACCUCGGAAAAAGAGAAUUCCGCAAGAAUUGAAGAAUCUCCAAGACACAGAAGAGUACAUGGAAGCGAGCCGGUCCGUAAAAGGUGAUGUAAAUUCCGAAAGAGGUCGACGACCCCCGCGCCGUGCCGCCGUAAUCGCGCGAGAAAAUGUCAACUUACUUCGGGGAAAAGAGCCAACGGCAGCAGAACUAAGAGAAAAUCGCAGCUUUGAAAAGUCGCCUGAUAGAUCUUCCCCAGAGCCACAGGAUUCUCUUCGCGAUCAAAUUAUCUCAAUCAACUCAUCCGGCGAAGAAUCGGAAGCUGAAGCCAAAGAGAAGCCAACGGAACGAAAAAAAUCGCCGUCCCCACCUCCAGUUCAGCCAAAACCUCGACCGCCUCCGCUCAAGAAAGCGCCAAGCCGCGAAAGUGCAAUUCCAAAGCCUCCACAGCUAAAACGCCGUCCCGAGCCUCUUCCAAGCCCCGUCAAGUCCAAGAUUCCCAACCUGAGUCCGACAAUUUCCAAACUGCCCGAUUUCAAGCCAAAGUUAAAAAGCCCGAAAAUCGAAGGAGACAGCAAGAAACCAGAGCAGCCACAGCCAAAGAAAAUGAAAGAAGAGAAAAAAGAGCAGCAGGAGAAUGAAUCGAGCGAAACUAAAAGCAAGAAAGUGAAGAAGGAAAAAGAGCUGGAUCCACAAGACUUGAGCGAGAUCAAGAAGAAGAAUGAAGAGUACGAGAUCGCUUUUCAGAAAGUCUCGAAGCUCUUCUACGAUUGGAUCGAACAACGGGCGAAGACGGCGUCGGAAAAUGGAAUCUCGACGGAAGCCAGUGCAACUUAA
Molecule: messenger RNA, 963 nt
Organism: Oikopleura dioica
Lineage: Eukaryota; Metazoa; Chordata; Appendicularia; Copelata; Oikopleuridae
Source: the annotation of a GenBank genome assembly